Trichobilharzia szidati is the source of this 476-nucleotide messenger RNA. The record is from the annotation of a GenBank genome assembly. NCBI's taxonomy places the organism in Eukaryota, Metazoa, Platyhelminthes, Trematoda, Strigeidida, Schistosomatidae.
CUGCUCUAACGUACAAUCAUGAGUGGUCGCGGCAAAGGUGGAAAGUCUCGAGCGAAGGCAAAGACUCGAUCUGCUCGUGCUGGUCUUCAGUUCCCAGUUGGUCGUGUGCAUCGUCUUCUACGCAAGGGAAAUUACGCUGAACGCGUCGGUGCUGGAGCACCCGUCUACCUGGCGGCUGUCCUCGAGUAUCUGGCUGCCGAAGUACUCGAAUUGGCUGGCAAUGCCGCGCGCGACAACAAGAAGACCCGUAUCAUCCCUCGUCACUUGCAAUUGGCCAUCCGCAACGAUGAGGAGUUGAACAAAUUACUCGGUGGUGUUACCAUCGCCCAGGGUGGUGUCCUGCCUAACAUCCAGGCUGUGUUGCUGCCAAAGAAGACCGACAAGGUGAAGGCCUAAGACCAUCGGUGUGUGGCUUGAGAGCCAGAGAACGUGAAACCGGCCCUUUUUAGGGCCACCACAUGUUGAUCUCAGUAUUG